Molecule: messenger RNA, 1134 nt
Organism: Batrachochytrium dendrobatidis JAM81
Lineage: Eukaryota; Fungi; Chytridiomycota; Chytridiomycetes; Rhizophydiales
Product: ER oxidoreductin
Exons: 7
Biological process (GO): protein folding in endoplasmic reticulum
Cellular component (GO): endoplasmic reticulum membrane; endoplasmic reticulum
Molecular function (GO): protein-disulfide reductase activity; thiol oxidase activity; FAD binding
Source: RefSeq, a predicted model, not a curated record
CCAUCGGGGACUGUUAAAGAUACUUGCUGUAAAUUCGAGACGGCUCAGGGAGUCAAUGCUCGCCUGUUUCCUGUUCUUGAUGAACUUGUCAAAACCACUGUUUUUCGAUAUUUCAAAGUCAAUCUACAAAAACAGUGUCCUUUUUGGAACGAAAACUUUUUAUGCUUUGGUGAACAUUGCUCAGUCACUGAAGCUGACGAGCAUGAAAUUCCAGAAAAAUGGCGCACAGAGGCUCUCUCAUCCAUCAAUUGGGAGGCUAGCAAAUCAAAAGGAUUGAAGCUUGUCAAGCAAUGUGAAUUCAACGAAAAAGAUUUUUGUCAGCUGGAUGAUGAAUUAACUGAAGUUGGAAAUUAUGUUGAUUUGGUCAAGAAUCCUGAGCGGUUUACUGGAUAUUCAGGAGAAUCUAGCGAACGUGUUUGGGGUGCUAUUUACAAAGAGAAUUGCUUCCAGACUGCUGGAUCCCAUUUAAACACUGGCAAUAUCAAUCCGUUGGAACGAAAUAUUGAUGAUGUGUGUACCGAAAAGCGCGUAUUCUACAAGCUAAUCUCUGGUCUUCAUUCGUCCAUUUCCAUGCAUAUCUGUGAUCAAUGGUUCAAUCAAAUCACUGGUGAAUGGGUUCAUAAUUUAGACUGUUAUGUUGACAGAAUUGCCAAAUUUCCUAGCCGACUGGAAAACCUUUAUUUUUUAUGGGCAAUUGUUGUUCGAUCUGCCUCCAAACUUGCUCCGUAUCUAGCCAAUCACCCUUUCUGUGAUGGCACCCAGGACGAGCGUCUUGUAAAGGUAUGCAGCUAUAAUGCAAUGCUGGCACAUGUGGAUCAAGUUGCCAAGAUUGUGUCGACAUGUCCCUCAACAUUUGAUGAGAGUACCAUGUUUGCGGAAGCUUCGUAUUUAGAUUUAAAAGAUGAAUUCAAGUUGCGCUUUCGCAACAUUUCACUCAUUAUGGACUGCAUUGGAUGUGAAAAAUGUCGUUUAUGGGGCAAGCUGCAGAUCACUGGAUUAGGAACUGCCUUGAAAGUCUUGUUUUCGUAUGGGAAUGACGUGAAUGACUACAGACUCUCCCGUUAUGAGUUGAUUGCGUUUAUGAAUGUAUUUCAUCGUCUUUCUGAAAGCUUGAUGGCUGUGGAGCGAUUUCAA